This is a messenger RNA of Symsagittifera roscoffensis, 1419 nucleotides long. RefSeq lists its product as uncharacterized. Gene Ontology annotation, molecular function: nucleic acid binding. NCBI's taxonomy places the organism in Eukaryota, Metazoa, Xenacoelomorpha, Acoela, Convolutidae. The record is from RefSeq and is a predicted model, not a curated record. Gene Ontology annotation, biological process: DNA integration. The transcript has a single exon. Bases 1 to 1419 code for a protein of 472 amino acids.
AUGCGUGCCGCCAGGAUUUUUAAAGAUAAAGGACUACAGUCCCGCAACGAAAGCCCGACCACCGAACUGACAAGCAACAACAUGAUUGCCGCAAAGAAUUUUAUCUUCAAGCAGACGCAACGAGACUGCUUCAAACCAGAGGUCAACGCAUUGACACAAAAUAAACGAAUCAACACAACUAGCAGACUUCGACACCUAUCACCAUUUCUAGACGAAGACGGACUCUUGCGAGCACGUGGACGCCUCGAGAAAUCUCAAUUGGACUAUUGCAUAAAACACACGAUUAUCCUUAAUGGAAACCACCCAGCAGUUCACCUCUUUAAAGGACAAACCCGCAAAGACAACCAGCAUUCGCCACGCCAGCACUUGAAAAAUAUUCUUCAAAACGAGUAUUGGAUUCUCUGUUUUCGCGCACAUAUUGACAAGAUCAUAAAAAACUGUUACGACUGCCGACGACAACAGGCAACUGGACUACAGCCGGAACUUGCGCCCCUACCCGCCUUCAGAUUUCCAGAUGAUAAACCCUUCCCGUUUCAACAAACAGGAUUAGAUCUCUUUGGAUCGUUUGCUUCGAAAACCGCAGGAAACUACAACAAACGCUACGUCGUUAUAAUGACUUGCCUAACAACACGAGCCGUACAUCUUGAGAUGUGCCAGGAUCAAUCAGCCGACGCCUUCAUCAAUACCUUACGACGAUUGUUCGCUCGCAGAGGACAACCAGUGAAAAUUGUUUCUGAUAAUGGUACAAAUUUCACCGCAGCCGAAAAAGAACUCAGCAGACACUUCGACGCCGAUGUUACACGACAAUUCUACGCCAACCAUCAGAUUGAAUUGACCUUCAACCCUGCCUAUGCUCCUCAUUUGGGAGGUGUAUGGGAACGACUCAUAAGAUCAGUCAAAGACUCGUUCUAUGCCAUCAUAGGAAGCCAGAUUCUAACAGACGACAUAUUCAACACCGUCUUUUGCGAAGUUGAACACUUCAUGAACGCAAGACCCAUCACUACAGUUUCAGCAUCGCCCGAUGAUGUUGAAGCCCUCACACCAAAUCAUUUUUUUCUCGGGAGAGCGCAUGCCAGCAUGCCACCUCUACAAACCCAACAGCCCUCAACACUCAGUCGACAAUGGAAAUUCGCCCAACAACUCGCAACCCAUAUUUGGAAACGCUUGAUGAAGGAGUUUCUCCCAACACUACUGCCAAGACAACGAUGGACAAAGAAGACGCCGCCUAUCAAAAUAGGAAAAAUUGUCUGGAUUCUUCAGGAUAUGACGCCACGAGGACUCUGGCCAAUUGGACGGAUUACAAGAAACAAACCAACCGAUGAUGAUCAGAUCCGCGUUUACUUCGUCAAAAUAAGAGACAAAAUUGCGUCAAUACCAGCCAUUAGACUAGCACCUGUUAGUCCGGAUUAUUGCAAUUAA